Trichogramma pretiosum is the source of this 1014-nucleotide messenger RNA. RefSeq names its product NADH dehydrogenase [ubiquinone] 1 beta subcomplex subunit 5, mitochondrial (gene ND-SGDH). The transcript has 3 exons. The coding region runs from base 300 to 842 and encodes 180 amino acids. The record is from RefSeq and is a predicted model, not a curated record. Lineage: Eukaryota; Metazoa; Arthropoda; Insecta; Hymenoptera; Trichogrammatidae.
GACAAUGUCGCCCCCUGACAAUUGGAGUUCGUAGCUCAAAGAAUCUGUCAGCUACAUUUUCUUAGUACAACAGUUCUAUUUUUUUUAUAUUUUCGACUAUAAUUAAUUCGCAGGCUUAGUCGCUUGAGACGUAUUUGUAUCGUCUCACUCACAACUUUCACGGUUCAAGUAAAAAGAAAAUAAACGCAUACAUAACAACUCACAACGUCUUGAGUUUUCAUAUGUGAAAGGUUAAGAGGGUUUUUGCGACGAUAAGUUUGUUUGUUCAUAAUAAGUGCUUGUGUAAAAACAAUUCAAUCAUGGUGUGGAGCAGUUUUAUUCGAUCACCGACCCAAAAUAUGAAUAAAAUUCGUUUUCUCUUGCCCAAGAUUACUGCUAAAAAUGGCAUCAAUCCCACUCAGGUUUGUCAUUCGGGGAGUAUGGUUAUUACUGCAUCAAGGUGGCAAUGGCAUAAAACAAAAGAUACCAUACACUUUUAUCUCAUGGUAGCUGGAAUACCUAUUACCCUUCUCAUCACUUAUGCUAAUGUUUUUGUUGGACCAGCAACCCUUACCAAAACUCCUGAAGGUUAUGAACCUAAGUAUUGGGAAUAUUUCAGGCACCCUAUUUCAAGAUGGAUGGCUCGUAAUUUCUUUGAUAAUCCUCAAAAAGAUUACGAAAAGAACCUUGCAGCUAUUUAUGAAGAAACUCAACUCAUGAAAGUACGAGCAUUGGAACAGAAAGUUUGGGAAUUGCAGAAAGAAAGACAAGAUUACAAGUAUAAUUACUUCCUACCAUAUGAUACAUUUGGCCUUCGUCAAUUUAGGGAGUUAGUUAAACGUCAAGUCGAUGGCAUGGAAUAAAGGUUUUUACUUCUGCACUAUGCUAUGAAAAAGUGCUAUUAGAUUUACAAAUGUCAACUGUCUUAUGUAGAAAUUGAAAUUAAUAAUUUAUUGAUUUACAUAACAUAGGCUUUCAAGUGGCUUGUAAGUGAUUGAUUUAGCCAAAUUUGUUAAAUAUAUUUAUGAAGUUAGA